Olea europaea var. sylvestris is the source of this 452-nucleotide messenger RNA. Its product is annotated as AP-3 complex subunit beta-like. Bases 120 to 428 code for a protein of 102 amino acids. The transcript is spliced from 2 exons. Gene Ontology annotation, biological process: intracellular protein transport; vesicle-mediated transport. Gene Ontology annotation, cellular component: membrane coat. NCBI's taxonomy places the organism in Eukaryota, Viridiplantae, Streptophyta, Magnoliopsida, Lamiales, Oleaceae. The record is from RefSeq and is a predicted model, not a curated record.
CAAACCUAUAAAUUUCUGAAAAAUUUACAUGCCCACUUUCAACCGGAUUCAGAACUAUAAUUUCUGAAAGACAAUUCAAAAACACCAAAAAUAAUCACCAUCGAUAUAUAGAGAGGAAAAUGUUUUCGCAAUUCGGGGCGACGGCGGAGUCGCUGAGCAAGGCGUCGACGAUGGUGUUCCGGAUCGGCACCGAUGCUCAUCUUUACGACGAUCCGGAUGACGUCAGCAUCUCUCCACUCCUUGACAGCAAGUUCGACUCCGAGAAAUGCGAGGCCCUCAAGAGGUUGCUUGCGCUCAUCGCCCAGGGUUUUGACGUCUCCAGUUACUUCCCUCAGGUGGUGAAAAAUGUGGCGUCGCAGUCCCUGGAAGUUAAGAAGCUCGUUUACUUGUAUCUCCUGCACUAUGCUGAAAAGUAUGCCAGACAGUAGUGUCUAAAUGCGCCCCCCCCCCCC